ACAGCCUUUAGGAUGCCCAGGUCAAACCACGGUGAUGUCCAUCCCAGGGGGAGAACACCCCCUGUCACCUUGGACUGGAUCGAUGGCCAAAAUGUCAAAUUACUCAGAGUUGCCAACCACAAAGAGGCUUUCAGGUUUAAGAAGCUGAACCAGGCCCUCAGCAGCAUGGAAAGUCUCCACAAGAACUGCUGGCUACGGGAGGAGAGGAGGGUCAAACAGAACCUGAGGAGGCUAAUUAGCGUGUCUCCUACUUUCAGAAGCCAAACACUAUUCCAGGGGCCUAGUGAUAACAGCAGGGCUGAGCUUAGUGGAGGGGGCAGCAGGGUACAGCUCCCCACCUGCCCCCAGUCCCAUGCCAGCCGAGAGGACUGUUCCUCCUGCUCUCUCAACAGCCCUCUGUUCAGGAUCCCCCAGAGCACCGCAGCCCCAUCCCCACAAACCAGCCACAAAAGUCUGAUUCUCCCUCUUACCAUUAACGGGGACACCAUGUCCCCCCACCAUCUGUGGCCCAGAGACACCCUGUCAGAGAACCCCUCCUCCUCAAGGGGGGGUAUGCGUUACGGGGGUCUGACCCCACGGCCCAGCCAGCACCCUAGUACCCUGAGCUUGACCCCCAGUACCCUGAGCCUGGAUGGCAGCACUACACUCCUGCUCCCCACCCCCAGCCUGCUGGCCUUGCUUCCCCCCCAGCUGUCCCCGGAGCUCCAUGGGCUACAGGAGGCUGUGCUGGGCUUCCCUCUGCUGCAGAAGAGGGUGAGGGAGCUGAUCACUCGGGCUAGGGCCACUGAACAGGAGAGACAGGACCGACGCAACCUCACACUACGUCCCCUGGAGGCUCUGCGCUGCAGGUACCUCCGUCUCUCUGAGAGUAACAUCAGAACUCUGCUCCAGCAGUGUAAGGACAGUGGCAUCGAUAUGGACAUCCAUCCUCAUAUGAAAGACUCUGACAUUGAUAUCAGCAAGCUAUUCAAGGACUCUCCCCCUCCAUCCCCGAGAUGAGAUACAGACACAGAUAGACACACAAAUCACGAACACACACACACGAUAAAUACAUUCUUGUAAAGUGCAACGCGUAUAGCCUCAUAACUGUGAUCGGUCCUUUAUAUCUUCAAAAACAAAAUACUCGAAAUGUGUUUUAUUUUUUGCUGUGUCUAAAAUUUAAGCUGUCCAAAUGAAUUUACAAAUUCAACGAGUCAAGUCACGGGGGGAAAAAAAACAACUUUACCAGAGAUACUGUAUAUAAUGACGAGAUGGUCUUGUCUCCGCCCUAACAAUGAGAGUCGUUGAACCAAAGGCAGCUUAUCGUGGUGUUCCCACAUGGACACAUUUUGACAGGCGUGGACCUCUCGCUUCACCGCUUCCUCUGGCUUGACUCAAACCUAACUUGUAAGUGCAUGGUAAAAUGUGACAGAAUAUGCAGUGUUUCCAUUAGGCCACUAGAGGAAGCUGGUGAAGCAGCAGAGUGGUGGAUCAUC
This is a messenger RNA of Salmo salar (Atlantic salmon), 1475 nucleotides long. RefSeq lists its product as uncharacterized. Lineage: Eukaryota; Metazoa; Chordata; Actinopteri; Salmoniformes; Salmonidae. The record is from RefSeq and is a predicted model, not a curated record.